AUGGCUAAACCAAAGUGCUUACUCGUCUUAUACAAAGGACACGAACAUGCUAAACAAGAAUCAAGAUUAGUUGGUUGCUUGGAAAAUGAAUUGGGUCUUCGUAAGUUUAUUGAAUCUUACGGUUAUGAAUUGGUUACUACUGAUGAUAAAGAUCCCGAACCAAAUUCCACUGUUGAUAAAGAGUUGGAAGAAGCAGAAAUUGUUAUUACUACUCCGUUCUUCCCAGCUUAUAUUACUAGAGAACGUAUUGCUAAAGCUAAGAAUUUGAAGAUUUGCAUUACUGCUGGGGUUGGUAGUGAUCAUGUUGAUUUAAACGCUGCUAAUGAACGUAAAAUCACCGUGGUUGAAGUCACUGGUUCAAACGUUGUUUCUGUUGCUGAACAUGUUGUUAUGACCAUGUUGGUUUUGGUUCGUAAUUUUGUUCCUGCUCAUGAACAAGCAGUUAAAGGUGGUUGGGAUAUUGCUGGAGUUGCAAAAGAUACUUAUGAUUUAGAAGAUAAAGUUGUUGCUACCGUUGGUUGUGGUCGUAUUGGUUAUAGGGUCUUGGAACGUUUGGUUCCAUUUAACCCUAAAAAAUUAUUAUAUUAUGAUUAUCAAGACUUGCCUAAACAAGCAGUUGAUAAAAUUAAUCAAGUUUCUAAAAUUUAUAACGAUAAUGAUGAUAUCAUUGAAAGAGUGGAAGAUUUGAAAACAAUGCUUUCUAAAGCUGAUGUGGUUACCAUUAAUUGUCCAUUACAUGAAUCUUCUCGUGGUCUUUUCAAUAAAGAGUUAAUUAGCCAUAUGAAAGAUGGUGCUUGGUUAGUAAACACUGCUCGUGGGGCUAUUUGUGUUGAUAAAGAUGUUGCUGAUGCAGUCAAUUCUGGUAAAUUAAAAGGUUAUGGUGGUGAUGUUUGGCCGGUCCAACCUGCUCCUGAUGAUGCUCCUUGGAGAUCUUUCCAAAACCCUUUUAGUAAAGGAGGUAAUGCAAUGACUCCUCAUGUUUCUGGUACUUCUUUAGAUGCUCAAACUAGAUAUGCUAAAGGGGUUGAAAAUAUCUUGAAAUCUUUCUUUGAAAAAACUAAUGAUUAUAGACCAGAAGAUAUCAUUGUUAUUAAUGGUGAUUAUUCUACAAAAGCUUACGGGGUUAGAUCUAAAAAGAAUUAG
Hyphopichia burtonii NRRL Y-1933 is the source of this 1143-nucleotide messenger RNA. RefSeq lists its product as uncharacterized. Gene Ontology annotation, cellular component: cytosol. The record is from RefSeq and is a predicted model, not a curated record. Gene Ontology annotation, molecular function: NAD binding; oxidoreductase activity, acting on the CH-OH group of donors, NAD or NADP as acceptor; formate dehydrogenase (NAD+) activity. The transcript has a single exon. NCBI's taxonomy places the organism in Eukaryota, Fungi, Ascomycota, Pichiomycetes, Serinales, Debaryomycetaceae. Bases 1 to 1143 code for a protein of 380 amino acids.